CGCUGUUUGAGACACGACGCGAGCAUGUCAUCGGACGACGAGAAUGACGAGCUGCAGGACCUGGAGGCGAUACGCGACAAGAUUCUCAGCAGCCCGGCGAGCGAGCGUAUGCAAGUGAGCGCCUGGGAGAACGACGACGACGGUGUGGAGGCGGAACGUAAUGCGAGAGAACCUGACGAAAAGGCUAUGUUGAGCGCUGCCGAGGAGGGAAACCUAGACAAAAUUAAGAAAUUAUUGAGCAAAAAUUGCCUCUUACUAGACUGCACCGAUAAGGACGGCUAUACUCCGCUUCACAGGGCGUGCUACGCCAACAAUGUCCAAGUGGUGGAGUAUCUGCUUGAAGCCGGGGCGAGGAUAGACGCUAAAACCCAAAACGAAUGGCAACCUCUGCACUCGGCCUGCUGUUGGAACAACACGGAAUGCGCCGAAGCCUUGAUCGCGAACGGAGCGGACGUUAACGCGAGGAGCAAGGGAGAUCAAACGCCCUUACACCUGGUUUCCGCCAGUUCGCACAACUCCCCCGCCCUCCAGCUUCUUCUGUUGCAUCCCGACACGAAUCCCCACCUGGUUAACUCGAGCGGAGACACGGCGGAUCAGAUUGCGAGGAGGACGACAAAAUACUAUCCCAUGUACGAGAUAAUCGAGCCCUGCCUGAAUGAGAUUUAAUGAAAUAUCAGCAAGAGGAGAAUGCAAACAUUGGAAAAAUGAGUGGUUUGUGUAAACGCGUCUUUGUUGCUGCAUUAUGUUAUUCUAUAAAAAUUUAUGUAUAUAAAUUACGUUAUUGAACAUUAUACACUAAUGAGACGUACAAUCUAUAUGAAUUCAAUACGCAA
Messenger RNA from Wasmannia auropunctata (little fire ant), 833 nucleotides. RefSeq names its product ankyrin repeat domain-containing protein 49-like. The record is from RefSeq and is a predicted model, not a curated record. Gene Ontology annotation, molecular function: protein binding. The coding region runs from base 25 to 666 and encodes 213 amino acids. The transcript is spliced from 4 exons. NCBI's taxonomy places the organism in Eukaryota, Metazoa, Arthropoda, Insecta, Hymenoptera, Formicidae.